CUCACCAUGUGCACUGGAAAGUGCUCCCGCUUCGUGGGGCUCUCCCUCAUCCCCCUGUCCCUGAUCUGCAUCCUGUCCAAUGCCCUUUUGCUGGUGCCUCAGGGCAAGACCACCUGGACCAACGUCAACCAGCUCAGCAUACAAGUCUGGCUCAUGGCUGGCUUCUUCGGCGGGGGCCUGAUGGUGCUGUGUCCGGGCAUCUCAGCGGUUCGGGCAGGGGGCAAGGGCUGUUGUGGUGCAGGCUGCUGUGGAAAUCGUUGCAGGAUGCUGCGCUCCAUCUUCUCCUCGGCCUUCGGGGUGCUAGGGGCCAUCUACUGCCUCUCGGUGUCGGGAGCCGGGCUCCGAAUUGGACCCAAAUGCUUAACGGACCGCGGGUGGGAUUACCACUUCAGAGACACCAAAGGCUCUUACUUGCAGAACCGUACUCUGUGGAAUUUGUGCGUGGAGCCGCCUGGCGUGGUCUCCUGGAAUGUGACACUCUUCUCGCUGCUGGUGGCCGCCUCGUGCCUGGAGAUCGUGCUGUGCGGGGUGCAGCUGGUGAACGCCACCCUCGGUGUCUUCUGCGGCGAUUGCAGGAAGGAGAAAGGAUCUUCAGAGUGGUUGGGGCCCUGA
Odobenus rosmarus divergens (Pacific walrus) is the source of this 612-nucleotide messenger RNA. RefSeq names its product transmembrane 4 L six family member 5 (gene TM4SF5). Gene Ontology annotation, cellular component: membrane. The transcript has 5 exons. The record is from RefSeq and is a predicted model, not a curated record. The coding region runs from base 7 to 612 and encodes 201 amino acids. NCBI's taxonomy places the organism in Eukaryota, Metazoa, Chordata, Mammalia, Carnivora, Odobenidae.